AACAAACAAUUUUAGUGAUUUUUGGUCCUAGAAAGAUGGAAGUCAUGCAGUGUAUCAAGAGUGUAGUUGCAGCAGCCAAUCACUAUGGGCGCAACAAAAAUGACAUCAAUUUAAUAAACUUACAACGCCAGCUUGACGUACUGAUCAGUGUUACAGCAGAUAGCUCCAACUUGAGGCAUUUAGAACAUAAGGACUUAUUGCCCAUGGAAUGCCUGGCCUCAUUAGUAAACUCACUAAAUGACACAACACACAGUGGAGAAGCCUCAACCUUAGCCCAAAAAAUCAUGCUUCUCCUGACAAAUUUUGCACAGAAGAAUGAGAUCCGACACACCCUGUACCACACGCUACACAUUACCCCUCUGCUGGCAACCCUUCUACAACAGAAUGAUAAUGAACCUACAAUAGUACAGUGUGCUGAACUGCUUCAGAGGGUGACAUAUGGAGAAAAGGUUCCAAUGAAAGAGAGAUACACAGAAGAUCUACUACAGUUCCUUGUUGAAAAUAUUUUAGCAGCAGAAAAUGAUUUAACCUCGCCUUGUUUGGGGUCGCUUGCAAACUUGUGUCGGAACAACUACGCAGUUCAAACACAUAUAAAACAUAUGGACUAUAGGAAAAAGCUGUUUAAGAAAUUAUUUGCAUAUAUCAAACAUAAAAGUAAAAGAAUCAGCGCAUUUGCCCUCUCCAUAUUUACUGCCCUUUGCAAGGAUGAAGACUUUGGGCAAUUGCUUUAUGAUUCCAAAAACAUCAACCAGACAUUCCAGAUGAUGUUUAAUACAUUGGUUAAAGGAGACACCAUGGCACGUAAAUACUUAGUAGAUCUCUUCAUAGAUUUGCUAAUCAACUCCAAGGUCCAGGAGUAUUUAGUUGGCUUUCCCAGUGUACAGCCUUGUAUGAAGCAGAUUUUGAGUCUCCUGGGGUCUGGUGAAGGGGAGAUUGUCUAUAAGCUGUUUGAGUUGCUGCUCUCCUGCUGUAAAGUCUCUGGGCUGAGAUGUAUCAUCUGCAAGACAAUUAUGAACAUCUCAUCUUUAAAAACUGAGCCUGUCGGGCGGGAGAUGUUACGUCAAGGACAGAUAUCUGAGCCAUUCUUCGCAGUUGUGCACUGGAUAGGACAAAGUGUAGAGUCACAUGAUCGUGCGCCAUUGUUGGCAUUGGACUUCUUGAAGGAAAUAUAUGAGGAGAUCAUAGGGUUUGGCCUGAUAAGUAAGCUUCCGCCUAGGACUGACAUUGUCCUACCCAAGAUAACUGAGACACUUAUGUCCCCCAUGGGAGAUGUCAAAACUGAUUCAGUAAUGCAGAAAAAAUGCCAAAAGAUAACAAAGUCGCUGGAGCUUUUACUUGUGUUAUGCCAGGAUGAGUCAUUGAGGAGGGAAGUGUCGGAGAGCGUCGAUGAAGAGACAUUAUGCCGACUGAUAGAGUAUCAGUUCUCCCAUAAUGCAAUAGCAAUGAAUAAAACACACGGGCAGUUGGAGGAUUCUCAAUGGAGCUGCAAAGGUGUAGAUGUUGUCUUAUGUACACUAGAGUUGAUGUUGACCCUUAAAAAGCUAGACCCCAACAUGGCAUCCCCAUUAGCAAAGUUGUUACAAGAUGACCGCCUCGUACCGUUUCUUGCUUUCGGAAUGACCUCAGACUCCAGACAACGAGUUCAAAGGUCAUUACGACUGGUCAUGUCAGCCUCUCAACUUGAAGAGUUUCAAACUGUCACUCUCGGAGAGGCAAUCUCCAGCAACAACAGUAGUAAACAUCAAUCCUGGCAGGAAAGAAAGCAAUUGAACACAAACAGUAGUGGGUUAUCUGACUCCCCCUACUCUGCCCCCAUUGCCCCUACCAAGACCUCUACAUUCAACAAGGAGAAUGUGCCCACUGUUAAACCAGGCUCAAGGGGAACUAAAAGGCAAGCUGUUGACCAGGAUGAGUCUGUUCAGUUGCUCAUCAAGAAGAUGCAAUCAGGCUUGGAUAUUAAAGAUGCAAGAGCUUCUGAAAUUAUAUCUGUAUAUGAGCACAGGUUGCAGUCUUUACAGACAAAAGAGAACCAUCUACAAGACCUACUAGACACUAAAGCCCUGGCCUUACAGCAAGCAGACAGACUGAUAGCCCAGUUUAGAUGCCGGAAAGCUGAGACAGAAGCAGAGCUCCACAAGUUACAUUCACUCCUCCUAGAGUCAGAGAAGUCAUGUGAGGAGCUGAGAGAUCAGGUGAAUGAAAUGAGACUGGACAGAGAGCAGCUACAGAUUGAGAUGGAGCAACUUAUACAAGACAACCAGAGAUUGGAUGCCAUUGCUGAUGAACACAAAGAUUUGACGCAGGUCUACAACGAACAGUCCCAGAGAUUAGAAACUACCCAGAAGGCCUUAGCAGCACUGAAACAGGAGCAUACGACUAUGUCAGAGAUGCAUGAGAUGUUAAGACGUCACAAUGAGACUCUGAAACAACAGCAUGAUGUGGCUUGCCAGCAAUUAUCAGAGUUAGAAGAUGAAAGGAAAUCUCUCUCAAGAAAUCUGAAAGAAUCGGACUCAAAACUACAGGAUUUAACCAAAUCCCAUCAGAAAUUGGAACAGACUUAUUCUAAGACUGCCAAAGAGCGUGAUGAGCUAGAGGAAUCUAUUGAUAUAUGUAGAGAAAAUCUAGAGAAAAAUGAAAAAACUAAAAAGGACCUACAGCGUCAGGUCUCCUCCCUAGAGCUUGUGUUACGGAACCACGAAACUGCAAUCCGGGAGAAAGACACUUUAAUACAAAACCAAAAAACUGAGAUAGAAAAGCAUAACCAGAUAGCACAGCUUAUUAAUCAAUUAAGUAGUGGGAAAGCAGAAAACUUGAAUAAGUAAUACUGAACCAAAACUGUUUUUCUGAAAACUGUAUUUUAAUUCAAUAUCUUUAGCUAAAAAGGCAAGUACUCAUUGUGUAUGAAUUUUAGAUGGAUUUAAUCGCAUUUCUGAUGAGAUGUAACAUUCAAGAUGACAAAACAUUAAUCAAUCAAACACAGUGGAUUAUCAGAAUCACAACCUUCCCUUCAAUGAUAGGAACAUAGAGAGUUUAAGUGAGAGGAUAUAGACCAGAUUCGGUUUUAAUACACAGUGAAAAGUUGUUCACAUGUCGACAACAGUGAUCUCCCCAGGACAUUUAACUCAAUAGGGUGCCUCAUCCUAAUUUUGCCUGUUUUGGACAAAAUAGUAAAUACAGUACCUCAAUAUUUGACCAUGACAGGUUCAAACAAAUAUACUACAGGGUGGCAUAUCACUAGGCCUACUAAGAUUUCCAAAAAUGUAGGAUUUUAUAUUAGUUUGCAGAUUUUCAACAAUAUGCACUACCCUAUUGCUCCAAAGCUGUACUAUGAUCUGCCCCCCCCCCCCCCAUGAUCUCGGAAACGGACAAUCAUAGGAGAUUGUGCUAGGUAUCAUUGGAAAGGUUAUUCAAUUCCCAGUAUUUUGAG
Owenia fusiformis is the source of this 3427-nucleotide messenger RNA. The record is from the annotation of a GenBank genome assembly. NCBI's taxonomy places the organism in Eukaryota, Metazoa, Annelida, Polychaeta, Sabellida, Oweniidae.